Molecule: messenger RNA, 402 nt
Organism: Funneliformis geosporum
Lineage: Eukaryota; Fungi; Glomeromycota; Glomeromycetes; Glomerales; Glomeraceae
Source: the annotation of a GenBank genome assembly
AUAUUUCCUAAGAUUAAGGCCUUAUUUGAAUUAACAGCUGACAGCUAUAUUGAUCUUUCAAGAUUUGAUAGAAAGUCCACUAACACAACCGAUUAUAAAAAAGUAUUGGAGCAUAUUUUAAAGGAUAUAGCUAUAAAGUAUAAGACCUGCAUUCAUAUCACUAUUGCAAACAAAGCAAUAAGACGUGAAUUUAUUUCUUCAGUUCUUCACAGCGUUACCUCUUACUAUAAUGGUGAAGUGAAAGUAUAUUCAGAAUAUAAGUUAUCUAGAAGUCAUGGUAAACAGCCAGUAGAUUGGAUUAUCAAGAUUGAAGAUACAAUUAUUAUUGUUACUGAGGUUAAAAGGGAAGAUAUUAACCAGGGUGUUAGCCAGAAUGCAAUUCAGUUACAAGCUUCAUCUUAG